Anopheles stephensi (Asian malaria mosquito) is the source of this 11282-nucleotide messenger RNA. RefSeq lists its product as uncharacterized. The transcript has 24 exons. Gene Ontology annotation, molecular function: G protein-coupled receptor activity. The record is from RefSeq and is a predicted model, not a curated record. NCBI's taxonomy places the organism in Eukaryota, Metazoa, Arthropoda, Insecta, Diptera, Culicidae. Gene Ontology annotation, cellular component: membrane. Bases 2011 to 7239 code for a protein of 1742 amino acids.
CCGGGUCGACCGAGGUUGUGUGCGCGUGCAACCGAUCGCGAAACGUGAAACGGCAAAACUAACCCCGAACGAAACGAAACGAAUCCCGAACUGCGGCUACGUAUUCCCGGCACCGGUUAACGCGUUUUGCAGUGGGGCGUUUUCCAACUUGAUUUGUUGGUGCGUUGUGUAGAAAGUGAUUUUAAAUCAAUCGCCUCUCGAGAACGAGGCUUUGCAAAAAAUGGUUUCGAAUUGAUUCCUCGAGAGUGCUCGAUCGUUUCCAGGGAUAUCCACUGUCACCGUGUAGUGAAACGUGGUGUAGUAGCAAUAUUCUUAAGGUUACUGCAGUACCUAGCUACCGUUCGGAUUACCAGCUGAUUCUGAUAGUCACCGGCAUUGUGUAAAAGAAAAACGGGGUGAACCCCUGGCCUAACUGCAGACAAAAGUCAUCAAUUUAAAUUUUCCCCUCAUCAGCAUACGAGCUAAUCCGAGCGCAAUCAGAUUACCGAAAAGGAUAAAAGUCCGGUGAAUAAAAUAAAAUCUCAUAAAAAGGACCAAAAGCCAACCCCGAAAUAACGUUCACCCCUAGUGAUUUCAUGUGUCUGUGUGUGUGUGUGCUCGUGUAUUAGUGCGUGUGGAAAAGGUGCGUCUAGAAGGUAAGCUUGGCCUACUAGAUGAUUGUUGGAAAAGCAGCCGUAAGGUAGCGCGUGUAGUGAAGCGAAACGAGCGUCUAGUAUGCAUGUGAAGUUUUCCAUCAAGUCAAACAGCGAGCAGCUUGUGACGACGGGUCGCCCGUUUCGCGUUUGAAGCAAGAUACACCAGAAGAAAGUGCUACCGAGCUACAUUCGCCGGAAAGCGCCCUUCCGGGAAGUGAGUUCGCGGAGCGGAAACGACGAAAUUUAAAUUCGGUCCCAACGCACUCCGGGUCCCGGGCCGGAAGUGAAACGGUUCCGCGUUCCCCGUGUGCCUUUGGGGUUGCGCUGUAAUUGUAAGAUUGACAGCGUGAACAGGGAAAACGGAGUAAGAGUGCCCGUGAGUAUGUUUGUGUGAAGCGCUCACUGACGCAGUGUGAGUUCGUGUGUAAGUGUAACAAGCGAGCGUGUGUGUGUACGGAAGAAGGUGUGUGUUCUUGUAAGUUUAUUUAGUGUGCAGGAAGGCCAUCUGCCAUGGAUGAAAUUGGAAUGAAUAGCGUAAGCACGUGAAAGGCAGGCGUGUGGAAAAAUCAUUUAAGCUUACACAGUGCCAAGUAAAGAAGCGAAGCAGUGAAAAAGAGUAAGCUUUUUUUCCAUUGCAGAAAAAAGUGUGCCAAGUGGUGAAAAGGCGGUGAUGAUGAUGAUGCUAUAACGCACAUUAAAUAAGCGGCGUGAAAAGUGCCGUGCGUAAAUAAAGUGUGUAAGUGUGUCCUCAGGUGACGCAAGUGAGUCUGACCAAUCGAGGAAAAUUCGGGCCAUUAAAAGGGCCGUAAAAUUGGAGUGGACUGAGUGUCGCUAUGGAAAAAAUUGCUUGACAAGUGGCAUUUUCAUUCGAAUGGUGGUGAAUAGUGCGAAACGUUACAAAACGAGGUGUGAAGGUGUGCAGGUCAGGGAAAAGCGAAUCGUGCAUGUGGAACGGCUCAUCAACGCUCAACGCUGGAACGACGUCCUUCAGGAAUAAUAGUCCACCGGUAGUCGGAGUGAUCGCUGCUUGCGGUGAAUUGUUGUAGAUCUUUUUUUUUUCUUCACCGUACCGAACCGGAAGCUUCCCAUUUGACCGAUGGCCGGGACGACCGCAAAUGAUUAACGAGCCAUAAUAUUGAAAUCACCUGUCAGUGGGCACAUAAAUUAAGUACCGGGAACGUAAUGCGUAUUGGGUGAGUUUUGUGUGUGUGUGUGCGGUUUUGGGCCUAAAGAAAACGCUUGCAACUCGACACGAUCGUCAGCGCUGUUUACAAACACCUAGACAGCUGGUGAAGCACGCACAGUAAACGUCAAACGUGGCUGUGCUGCCAGUCCAAAGCACGCCCGGCAAUGUACGAACGCGCACGGUAAGGUUAUGUUGAGUGGUUCGGUUCGGACGAGCGGCUUGCGAUCGCCGAUGUACGCAUCGCAGGUUAGGGUGAUCUGCGUGCUCGAUGCUCGUCUGCUGUUGCUGCUGCUGACACUGCUGACGCCGUACGGAUGUGGCGAGCUCGGUUCCUCCCAGACCGGUUUGAUCCGGGUGGAGCACGAACAGGGCCCAGCUCUGUCCGCUUCGUCGCAGCUGUGCGGCGGAAGUACACUUACUGCACCGCACGGCAUCAUUUCGACGCCCAACUUUCCUGCCCGCUUUCCGGUACCGAUCAGCUGCACCUGGAUUAUUGACGCAUCGGCGAUCGUUGGUGCGAACGUGUCGAUCGUGCUGUACCUGACGCAACAGUACGUGCUCGGUGGAUUGCGGUUUACCGAGUACAUGUACUACAGUGACGACUACAAGGUGCCGAGCAUGAACGUGUACGAGCUGAGCGAGGACGAUGUGACCAGUGUGCCGUGGAUACGGUUCAACAGCCCGUACCUGGAGGUGAGGUUCACCAUGGACAGUUUGUACGGGACACAUCUGCGCGCGCUCGACCGGUUGCUGGAUGUUUACGGGUUUAACAUCACGUACGAGGUGGACACGGUUAAGCCUCAUACGUGCAAUGCGCUGCGCUGCCGGUUUCUGGGCAACUGUUACGCGAAGCAGGAUUUCUCAUCGUACUACUGUGGCUGCUAUCCUGGAUUUAGUGGUCCCGAUUGUGGCGAUGGGCCGCUCUGUAAGGACGCGAAUGUUUGUGAGAAUGGUGGCACGUGCAAGCACAUCGGUGACAACGCCAUCAUCUGCAUCUGCCCGGCCGGAUUUAAGGGCAAGCGAUGUGAGAUCAACGAGUACGACGAGGUCACAGGAUGCAAUCUCGACAAGGAAGGCGACGACUGCUUUCGCCAGUGUAUUUCACCCGGUGACAGCCUCGACGUGUGCCGCUGUGACCAGAGCAUAUCGUCCUCGAGUCGUGGACGAGCCAAAUACGAGAUGACGGUACGGUUGGCAAACGCAUCACACUUCGAACUGAACGACAACGGUGAACAUCAGCUGAAUGAAAACACAGUGACGGUGCUGGAAAAGCAGAUCAAUCGCUUUUUGAGGAAUUUCAAUCUAUCCAAAAUCAAUGAUCUGGAAGUAUUCACAACGAAGACAAACGCGAUCCCUACCGGAACCGUUGGGGGCACGUCGAGUACCAAGAGUGGACCAGCUGUUGCGGCCGUUGGAGGUGGUCAGGUAAUGUUUCAAUUUUUCGGCCCCAAAAUCGACUCCAGCCGGGUGCGGGAAGCGAUGGACAAAAUGACGGAACGGGGCCGCAUCGGCAAUGUGAGUCUCGUGCCGGGGACGAAGCUUUCCUUUCGCCAGGAUGUCGGUUUAAUGCUGCAGUCGGUGGUCAUCAAUCAAAAAGGACCGAUCCGAGAGAACACCGAGUUCAUACUGUCCUGUGUGGCGCAGGGCUCAUCAACGAUGUCCUUCCGGUGGUACAAGAACGGCUACUUCGUGAACGUGACCAAAGCAACAAGGAACAUGUGGACCCGCCUGCUGCCGCUGGACUCCAAGGAUCACUACACCGCCCUGCUCGGCAUCAACCGGGCAAAUCGUCUUGACGAGGGCAUUUACACCUGCCAGGUUUCCGACAUGGGCAUCCAGCAGUGCCGUUCGACGAAGGUACAGAUCCUGGAGGUACCGCAACUGCGCGUUGAUCCACCGAGCGUGACACUGUUCCGGGGUGAUUCGCUGCUGAUCCGCUGCCUGUCCCAGGACAUCGACCGACGGUUCGGUACGCUCGGUUACAGCUGGACGAAAAACGGAGCCCUAUUUCAAUCCGACCCGCACGGUGAGCUCUGGGAGGAUCUCUACCCGGACGGAAGUAUCCUUAAAGUGAACAACCUACAGAAAUCGGUCGUCUUUACCUGCAUUGUGUCCAACUCGGUGGCACCCGUGUCACGCAGCGUACACGUGACGGUGGUCGAACCGGGCACGGUUACGCUCUGUCCACAGAAUGAAGAUUUCGGUGUGAGUUGGCCUGCCAGCGCUAGCGGUCCGGCCGUGUUGGCCGAUUGUCCCAAGCGGGGGACUGGGCUGGCGAGUCGUAUCUGUGAGCAGCGAGACUUUGGACGGCCGGAAUGGUUGGUGCCGGACUUUUCCGACUGUGUGCCGGAAGAGGUGAUCGAGAUUGACAAUGAGUUCCGAGGGCUUACGUACGGCUAUCAGAAAACGAACGGGUCUAACGUGCUGCAGUCGUGCUUGAAAUUUGCUACAACCCACGCGGCCACCUUUCUGCCGGGCGAAGGUGGCGUAAUGUUGGGCCUGCUGCAAGAGGUAUUCAGCUACAUCGAAGCGACCGGAACGCGUCACGAGCAGGAAAUCGCUUCGGACAUCAUUUUACGCAUCGUGGACGUCGUGAUGCAGAACAAAGCGUCACUCAACAGUCAACAGCAAAUCAAGCAGCUACAGGACCUGGUACAGGCAGCCGCUCUCAAUCACGAAACUACAAUGGCGGCCCCGAUUUCGUCCUCCUCCUCGUCGGCCCUCGGACCAGCCGCCGGUGCAGGAGGCGUUAAACAUGCCGCUUCCACCACGGCCACCCAUCAGCUCAACUCCUUCUAUCUGUACACGGAAACGGUCAAGGGCCUGCCGUUCAAUUUGCAAAUUUACGGCGAUCAACUCUACUCCGACCAGCUGUACAUGGAAAUGGACCGUUCCGCUUCACUGCAGGACAUCGUGGCCAACGGGACCGUGCUGGUGACGGUGAUAUCGUACAAAAAUCUUACCAGCUUUCUGCCCCGCUUUUAUUUUGCCAAAAACAGCUUCGGCACCGACAUCGACUACAUCCCGGCGUCGAAAAUCAUCUCGAGCUGGCUGUACUACGCGAACCGUACCGGGAGCGAGGCUAACCAACCGUUACACGUGCCGCUCGAGGCUGCCCACGUGGAAAUCAUUUUUCAGCAUGAAAAUUCACCCACCACCGAAUGGAUACCGCUCUGUGGCUACGACUCAAAGGCGACGUUCGAACCGACGUGGCGUACGGAUCUAUGCAUCACCGAGAAUCUGCUGGAAAACAUCACCCGCUGCAUCUGCCCACUGUCGGGCACGUUCGUGGUACUGCUGGCGAAGAAGAACUACAACCCCACGGUACCGAAGACAACGGCCCGACCGAUACUGGUAGUGAUCAGCUGUGGAUGUUGCUUCCUGCAGUCGUGCAUCGCCUUCGCCAUCAUGCUGCCGAUCCUGUAUCAGCGGCGGUGCUGUGUGACCUUUUUAAAAAUGCAAUUCUGCUCCGCCACCUCGAUGGCGAUGGCAAUAUUCAUUCUCGGCCUGCUGCAGCUGUUCCCGCCGGAAUGGUACGCACUGGUGAUGGCCCUGCUGUCCGGGUUUCUGCUACUGAGCACCUCGACGCUGGUCGCCAUCACCGUCCUGGUGACGACGGAACUGCACGGCCCGAGCCGCAAACUGAUUGCCGCCACCAACCUGGCCACCGGCAUCUCGGGCAGCAUCGGGCUGAGCUGGUUUCUGCCGAUACUCUGUGCCACCUCGACACCGCUCGUGUACAACGUGAUGGUCGAGUCGCCGGCACACUGGUGGCAUGCGUCCGAUUCCUUCGGUUUCGUGCUGUUCGUCGUCAUCGAGGCACUGUUUGUGGUGCUGUUCGUGCUGCUCUUCAUCACGCUCAUCAAGCGGCUGCUCUAUCUGGCCCGGAAGCACGACAAGCACAACACUUCCAUCCUGCGCAGGAUUCGAUUGCUGUACCGGACCGGGCUGCUGUUCGUGUCGAAUGUGCUCUGCCACACGUUCUACCUGGUGUACGUCAAUACGGACGGUUUGACGUCGGGCGGUUAUCUGUUCAGCGGUAACAGCAUAGCACUGGGAUUUUGUAUACUGUUUAGCUUUGUAGUGAAGGCAGAACUGAAGCAAGAUACGACCGAGUCGACCAGCAGUAAGUCCAGCACUAAAAAUAGUCUGGACGAAAACUUUUGCUCGGGAUCAAUCAAUAGUCCGUUAAGUUUUUAUACAAAUCAGGAACUAGAUAAGGAUAACGAAUGCCUAUCGUCGGUGGGUAAGACAACGAAGAUUCCUCUGACAAUACUGUCCUCCCAGCAACCGCCACCGUCAGCCAACCAGCCGGGACAGCAGGGCCCUUCCUCACAGCCCGGAUCCUCCGCCGGUCCGCACAUCACCACCAUCGAACCGUGCCUGCAGGUGGACCUAGACGGGCACAGUAUGGACACGUUUCUUGGUGCUACGGGAGGGCUCUGCAACUAUGCAACCGUCACCGCACCAUCGUUCGGCGGGACCGGUUGCUACGAUCUGGCCGGAAGUAUACUGCUACCACCGGGGCCGGGCGGCGGUACGAGCGUUCCGGCGACGGCGCUCAUCACAAUCGAAACCAGCCCCAGCAUAGUGCUGGCCGGGCCACCUCCGAUGGCGAGCGUACCGAGCUCGGCCAGCGUCAGCAUCGAAUGGCACCAGCAACCACCGCAGCAACAGCAACAUUCGCAUGCCUGCGGUCACCGGCCGGAACCUUUGCCGGCCACCGUCAGCUUCCUGCCCACGAUACCGACUGCCGAUGCGGGCGAUUUUGUCGGCGUAGGUGCACUGGACAUCCUGAAAGGCGUUGGACAAGACAGCAUCAUCGGCAUACGGGGCAAAGCGCUCGAGGUCGGCAACGACGGCAAGAAGGUAGUUACGGUAAUCGAAUCAUCCACCCAGCUACCACCGGCGGUCCAACCCUCGGGCACGCUGCCUCGACCCCCGGGGAAAGCAAUCAUGACGACGACAUCGUCAGCCACUCCGACGCCCACCACGUCGUCCGCCACAUCCUCCCCAGCCGGUCCCCUCAUCCCGUACUACUCGGAGCAAUCAGCAGCGGGUCCCAGUGCAGCGGUGCAUCACAAACCGGUCAUCCCGCCCGCGCCACCACCUCCCAUCAUUACCGUGACGUCGACCGAGGACGGACGGGCUGGCGGCCGUAUCGACGGGAUGCUGGAUCGCAUCUCGCACGAUCUCGACUACCUGCUGAACCGUACGGGCGAUACGACGGUGGCCUCCUCCACGGCGGCUUCGUCGUCGUCGUCCUCCGUGGUUCCGAUCCAGCUUCGACCAACGACCGGGCCGCCGGGAGCAGUAUCCACCGCAUCGCAAGGCUCCAUUAGUAGUGCACCACUAAUGCCCACUUGCCACAGUGUUCACGAAGUAAUUAUCGAAGAGUCUGAAGAAGUAGAUAGUUAAAUAUUUGCACACAAACACACACCCACACACACACACACACACACACAUACACAAAUGCAUAUGGUGGGGAGGUUUUGGGAGUGAACUUGCAGCUACAAUCCAACCAACCCACUUGGAAUGAAAAAAAAAACCGUUGCAGGGGUUUUCAGUUGAUAAGACAAAAUCAUCACACUUUUAUGACAAUGGCGGCAGAGGGUAUGUCAAAAGUGAGAUGGGCACGGUAAGCGUAGCAGAUCACAUUAGAAUCGCAGCCUUUUUUCAUCAUCACUACAAAUGUCUGUCCAGUUGACUACAUAAAACAGAUGUACAGUGUCGGUCAACACAGUAGGAUUAGCGCUUAAUUUCUGCUGUUAAACUACUUUUUUCAAUACAUAAGUUAGGUGUAAAAAGAAUCACCCAGUCCAAACUUUCUAUCUAAUUGCUGUGCCGAAUUAUUUCGCAAUAAUCCUGAAAGCCUGAAAACAUAUUAGAUUAACAACUUUCUUUCAUAUUAAGUGCGAUAGUCUGACAAUACUAAUCUGGUCUGGUAAUACUAAAAAUAUAAAUAAAUAAGUGCGAUAGUCUGUAUUACAGUUAUAAGACUUAAAAAUAAGGUACCCCGAGCGAUAGAAAUUUGUUGUCGCAAAUUUUAAUUGUGGAAUUCUUUAAUUGUCGAAUGGUUUUAUUGCUUAGUCUCGCGUAUUUUGGCUAUGAUAUCUUCAGCAUGACAGUCCCGUGAAAGAUUUGGUUAUCGAUGGCAGUCUUUGAACGACGUCCAUCGACAUAGUCUUCCAAUACGCAGAAUUUACUCGCCAGAUAAGGGUAAAAUCAAUCCAAAGGAAGCUAGAAAUGGCAAGUCGAAACCUUUCGAGGUUCUAGGUUUAGAGGUCGAGCGAGCACCAACGUGAAUCAGAGCCAAUGUUUGGAUAGAUUUAAUGAUGAUGUUUUAGUGCCUCGCUUUCCCAAAACAUUCAAGCAAGUUUUACUAAAGUAACUAUUUUUUAUUCGUGAAAUAGCGACACCCAUAACCUCACUUUUACGUUUUUAUCAAGUUUGGUCAAGUUUGUCCGUCACUGUGAGUUCGCUCCAAUGUUCAACAAGUUAUCAACGACUCAUAAAACCAAAAGAACUACGAGCAGUAAAGAUCAACAAUUUAAUAUUACUAGAGACAAUAUACUCUGGAGAUAUACUUCUAGAGACUAGACGGCAGACCACAAGACAUGACGCAUAAGCGUAAUGAAAUUGUUCUACCUUUACCUCCAUUUCUCUGAUUGUGUCUGCUGUAGCCUUUGUGCUAUAAUCCGCUGAAUGAGUACCCCUGUAAAAUCCCUGUCUCUGUGAAAUAAGACUAUUGACUUCUACACACCAUUUUAAAGGCGUUGAUUCUGGUGUUAAAAUGUCCUGCGAUUUUGAAGUUAUCUGCCUUAUGCCAGACUUAUUCUUUACCGCCAUUGUCUAAAGAGUUGAUAAGUUUGUCUUAUUAACUAAUACCCUUGUACUGAUUUGUUACAGUUUUUAAAGUAAUUUCCUCUUUUUCAUAUCUCAAAGGAAGAUUUAUUUUCAAAAAAAGGAUAAGUUUCCUUUAACUUUAGCAAUAGUUUCAUCCUUUAUGUUAAUCGCUCAAUAAUCUCGAGCAAAUGUUAAACCAGUUCCCCCAUAAUCAUCACCCUGAUCGACCGGUGGCAUGGGAUGGAACAGAUUGGCCAAUACUCUCCUACCGUGUCCGCUCCAUUUCAUUCAAUAACCAUUCUCAUCAUCCCAGCGCCAGAUAUUGACAUCUUCAUCGCCGUUCAUCGUCAUCGUUCCGCUAACGGGACGACGCAAAGAUUGACUUCAUUAUUCCGUUCCGUUCGCCCCGUCGGUCGGUCCCGUCCGUGGGUGCGCAAGGGAUGUCGAGGGAUCAUGCAAUUAGCGCUAAUGUAAUAAGGUAACAUUCGGGGGGGCACACGAGCAAGGAAACUCAAAUUUCCCCCCGAUGGAAUGAUGCUGCGAAUUUGGGGACCAUCGGUUCCGCGUAUCUCUCAUUCUGACCGGAUGUGUCUUGUUCUACCCAAAUCAUCCACCACCGAUUCUGCUCAAUUCCAAAAAGGGAUCCAGAUUUUUUUUUCCCCCUGUUGACUCCCCGCAGAGUGAGGCCAAUGAGUCGAAUUCUGGAAUUCUGGAAUCGGAAAGCUAAUUGAUCGGAUAUUUCCCAACACAUCAUUCCCAGCGCAUCCAUCUUUCGGCGCAAACUUUUCGGGAGCCUCACGUCAUCAGCACGGGAAGGGGCAAACCUUCCCGCACCUCCUCGCGCUUGUCUCACCUGUCAGAGUCAGAGAUGGUGAGUUUGCUGUUGUGAGUUGCCUUCUGUUUGCUAUUGUCACUUAUCAACCUUAUGCUGAACUACGCACUGACUUGUUAUCUUGCCCGCUUACGUGCACUAGUUUUCCCUUUGAUGAAAACGCCAUCCCGCAAAUCCCGAGGCUCUGGUCCGAGCUGAGCGGGGUACGAUCGAAACUAGUCACGGAAGCGUCCUCCUCCUGCGAACAUGCCUAUAUUCCCGGACGGAUAAUAAAUCUUCUGCCGCCAUUUUUAUCUCACGCGAUGGGGAAGAGGGUUGUAAGAGUGGGAGCAGAUACGAACGUUAUGAUACGAAAUGAAAGUAUAAAACUACAAAACUGCACAAAAGACUAGCGUUGAAAUAGGAACGGGCGAACAGGAAAAAAAAGGGAAAAAAUGCUGGGAUAACUACAAAACGAACGAACAAACACUCACAAAUCUUAAGUAGAAAGAAAAGCGAGAUAUUAAAAGAGUGGGAAAACAAGCGUUUUUAUAGCGACCUAAUAAUAGUGAUAAGAAGACAUGGUUAGACAGGGCAGGAAACUCGUUUAAAGAGUAAGUGUAAUUAUAUUCAAAGAAACGAAUGGGAGGUGUUCUGUAAAUAGUAGUCCAGUUUGUACAUAAUUAGUCAAAUUUAAUACAUACACACACACACUAUCCUCACCUAUGUAUGCGCGAGUGGAGCUCAUACGCACCUGUACAAGCAUCGGAAGGAAUCAAAGUACGUCUAAGCCUCACCACACCUCUUUUCGUUAUCUGUUUUCUUCUGUUUUCCAUCGGGUGUGGUGAAGAAAAAUGAUACCAAAACAACACAAAUGAGCUCUUUAAGGCUGAUCGAGAACCAUCUUUUGUAUAUAGAUUUUUUCUCAAUUACAAACCAUACGAAAAAAUGUUCCCAGCAUGGACGACAGUUUAAGUAGUUUCAUUUCGUAACGGCCACCAGGUAUGGCAGUGUAAGCGAAAGUUUUCUAUUUUUUAUUUCCUUUUACUGCUGCGUGCGUGUUGUUAAUCGAUUUGAGAAAGAGGUGUUACUUCAACAACCCCUGUUUUCUAACAGAGCAAACUCUGCGCCAGCGCCUUUUUACUUGCACGGACGGGGUUGAGCGCCAGUGCAUUCUGUUUACGAAAACGAUAAAGUUCUUUUUAGCAAAACUAUGUGUAAGAUUGGGAAAAACAUUCUCCGAACCAAGGCGGCAGCAAACAACCAACCAAAUACAAAGCAAAAGUGGACCUCCGUUUUUCCGAUACAAACAGAGAAGAAAAAAGAGGGAGAGAGUGAGAGAGCAAAAUUUCCUUAAACUUCUCACCCUCGUCUCGUGCAACAUUUAUAAAUUCUAGCAAAAGGGAGAAGAAAAGAAAAAUAUAUAAAAAAGGGCGAAAAUUGAGUUGGAAAAUGCAUACCAGAAAAGGAAAAUUAUUACAAAAAACAGACAAACAGUGAGUGAGAAAGCGUGUAAGAGUGAGGAAGGAAAGUGGACGGCAGAAGAAGAAAACAAGAAAAAGAAAUAGUGGAAAAAAGUGUGCAAAAAAGCCAGAGCGAAGUGAAAUGAAAAUUUUAGUUUCCUCCAUGUACAGUAAAGGAAAAUUAAGUGAAGGAAAACGACAACACACGAAAAAGAUUAAAGAGAAAAAACACUCACACACACCGACAAACGACGAACCGGGAACUGUCGUACCGACCGAACCGCUCGUCUGUGUGGGUGUGUGCACACGGUGGUUGUGUGAAGCUGAAAAUAAUUAAAAAA